AAUAAUGGAAUUUUACAUGCAUUUUCAAAUGUUACAAAUGAAUAUGCUGUAUGUCAAUUGUGUUUGUAUAUUAAAGGCUUGUUUCAAAAGAAUCGAUGACAAUCUGACAAAUUUACGAGAACUCAUGCUAAAUAAUAAAUCGUAUGUUCCCAGACUGAUUUAUUAUCAGCAAAGGUGCCCACAUCUGUUGGAAGAAAUCAAGGCUCUGAGAAAGGAGUAUCUAAUGGUUAGCGAUACAGUGCAGAAGCUGAAUAUAAUUUUUAGUCCGCAGGUUCUUGCAACUAUUACCAUAGCCUUCAUCGAAAUUACUUUCGAAUUAUAUUCGAAUACGGUGCAGUGGCACAACGGCCUGUCUAUCAGUCUGGCUAAACAGAUUCAUAAUACAAUCUUAAUGUCCUAUUUAAUGUAUCUCGUUACAAAAGUAAUGUUAAUAGUAUGGGCCUGCGAGACCGGCAAGAAUCAAGCAACAAAAAUUGGCACUACUAUUCACGAUGUGCUUAAUACCACGACUGAUGAGCAAAUAAAAUAUGAGUUACAGCUGUUUUCCAUACAAAUAUUGCAUUGUAAUAAUACUUUUUUCGCGAAAGGUCUUACUGUGGACGCGAAACUUCUCACUGCGAUGGUAAACAGUAUUACUACGUACCUAUUAAUCUUAAUACAAUUUUUGGGUACCUCGCAUUCUUGCGACGGAAAGACCACAAUCAAUGGUACAGAAACGUUUUAAUUAAAAGAAAGUAUACAACCAAACAAAGGACUGUGUUAGUGAAUAUUGAACGUUUUUACAUAUGAAAUAUUUCAUUUUGAGAGAUGUUUCCUAUUGUUUUAAUAAAACAGUCACUCAAUCUCCCAUUUCUAUGGUAAUAUAUACGUACAGAUAAAAACAUAUGUUAAUUAAUGAGUACAAAUGAAACUUUAACAUUUUAUUUACUUAAUUAUAUUGGAUUAUAUAUAUUUCAAAGUUAUGAUAUAUAUCCUUGCCUGUAAGUAGACAAUUAUUAUUAAUAAUGCGUUGAAUACUGCAAUUCUAAUUUUGAUAUCGCACUUAAUAAGUUUCUUUUUUCCCAAAUAAAUUUCUAUUUUAUACGUGGCUCACAUAAUUCGCCUUGUGUGUAAUCCACAUU
Wasmannia auropunctata (little fire ant) is the source of this 1121-nucleotide messenger RNA. RefSeq names its product putative gustatory receptor 28b. The record is from RefSeq and is a predicted model, not a curated record. NCBI's taxonomy places the organism in Eukaryota, Metazoa, Arthropoda, Insecta, Hymenoptera, Formicidae. Gene Ontology annotation, cellular component: dendrite; neuronal cell body; axon. The transcript has 3 exons. Bases 5 to 724 code for a protein of 239 amino acids. Gene Ontology annotation, biological process: sensory perception of taste.